AAGAAGCUUGGCUCCCUGAACCCACCAUGGAGAGCCCACGCCAGAGCGCAGACGGAUCUUAUGUGAAGAAAGGAGAACGUUUCCCAAAGGAGCCUGUCAAUUUUGCAUGUUAAAACACCUGGAGCACUUUAAAAAAAAAAAAAAAAAAAAAAAAAAAACACCUCAGCGCCCAGACGUUACCUCAUACCCCUGAAAUCAGAAUCCCGGGGAGCAGUGUGCAACAUUAACUAGUGGAGUUGCAGAGAAGAUACACGAUCGCUGCUCGCAGAAAAAAAGAAACAUGUAUAGAGAUUGUCUUUAUUUGCUUUUGAGGCAGGGUCCCAUGGAACCUAGGCUGCUCUCUAAUUUGCGGUGUAGCCGAAGAUGACCUAGAACUUACGAACCUGCCUCCACCUCACUAGUGCUUCGGCUACAGAUAAGCGCCAUUAUGCCUGACUUUUGCAAUGUUGGGAUGAAAACAGGACCACAUGCUUAGGCAAGCACUCUAUCAACUGCCCCAGUGCUGCAACAUGUUUUACUGCACUUCUUUAUUAUAGCCCUACACAUGCACAAUAAAUAAAUGCUGAAGGUUGAAUCCAGGGUCUCAUGCAAACCCUCCACAACUGAACUACACAGACAUGGAGCAGACAGAAGGGAACUCCUCUGAGGAUGGGACCACUGUCUCCCCAACUGCAGGGAAUCUUGAGACACCAGGAAGUCAAGGCAUUGCAGAGGAGGUGGCCGAAGGCACAGUUGGGACAAGUGACAAAGAAGGGCCUUCAGAUUGGGCAGAACAUUUGUGUAAAGCAGCAUCUAAGAGUGGCGAAUCAGGGGGGUCCCCAGGGGAAGCAAGUAUAUUAGAUGAGCUCAAGACAGACUUGCAAGGGGAAGCCAGAGGGAAGGACGAAGCCCAGGGUGACCUUGCUGAGGAGAAGGUUGGGAAGGAAGACACCACAGCGGCUUCUCAGGAAGACACUGGUAAGAAAGAAGAAACAAAACCUGAACCCAAUGAAGUUAGGGAGAAAGAGGAGGCCAUGCUGGCCUCGGAGAAGCAGAAGGUUGAUGAGAAAGAGACCAAUCUAGAAUCUAAGGAGAAAUCGGAUGUGAAUGACAAAGCCAAGCCUGAACCCAAGGAGGAUGCUGGAGCAGAGGUUACUGUCAACGAGGCUGAGACUGAGUCUCAGGAGGAGGCUGAUGUGAAGGACCAGGCCAAGCCCGAGCUUCCAGAAGUUGAUGGGAAAGAGACCGGAAGUGACACAAAGGAGUUGGUGGAGCCAGAGAGUCCCACUGAAGAGCAAGAGCAGGGUAAGGAAAAUGAAUCAGAAGAAAGGGCUGCAGUGAUUCCCAGCUCCCCCGAGGAGUGGCCCGAAAGCCCCACAGAUGAGGGGCCCAGCCUCAGCCCAGAUGGAUUGGCUCCAGAGUCUACAGGAGAGACCAGUCCUUCAGCCAGUGAAUCUUCGCCCAGUGAGGUGCCAGGGAGUCCCACAGAGCCUCAACCCUCAGAGAAAAAGAAGGAUCGAGCACCAGAACGCAGAGUGUCGGCACCCAGCCGGCCCCGGGGGCCCCGUGCACAGAAUCGGAAGGCCAUCAUGGACAAAUUUGGCGGGGCAGCCUCUGGCCCCACUGCACUGUUCCGGAACACAAAGGCAGCCGGGGCAGCCAUCGGUGGUGUCAAGAACAUGCUUUUGGAGUGGUGCCGGGCCAUGACGAGAAACUACGAGCACGUGGAUAUCCAAAACUUCUCCUCCAGCUGGAGCAGCGGCAUGGCCUUCUGUGCCCUCAUCCACAAGUUUUUUCCAGAAGCCUUUGACUAUGCAGAGCUGGACCCAGCAAAGCGCCGGCACAACUUCACCCUAGCUUUCUCGACUGCAGAGAAACUAGCCGACUGUGCCCAGCUGCUGGAGGUGGAUGACAUGGUGCGGCUGGCAGUGCCCGAUUCCAAGUGUGUCUACACCUACAUCCAGGAGCUAUACCGUAGCCUUGUGCAGAAAGGGCUGGUGAAGACGAAAAAGAAAUGAAUGGCAAAGCCAUGCGGGAGGAGGAAGCGGAGCCCAGCUGCCAACCGUGGCCUCGGGGUGCUUUCGCACCACCAGACAUAAAGCAGGUGACACCAGUAUCAACCGCACCGAAAGUGCUUUUUCAAAAUUCCUCUCAUUCCUUGCUGCUCCCCGCACCCCAACCAGCCACACGUAUGUUACAGGCGGUGGGCCAAAAAUAAAAAGAAACCUGCAUUUGGAGCCAUGUGUGGCAGUUUGCCAGGUCU
This is a messenger RNA of Mus musculus (house mouse), 2242 nucleotides long. RefSeq names its product smoothelin-like 1 (gene Smtnl1). The coding region runs from base 618 to 1997 and encodes 459 amino acids. NCBI's taxonomy places the organism in Eukaryota, Metazoa, Chordata, Mammalia, Rodentia, Muridae. Gene Ontology annotation, cellular component: M band; I band; contractile muscle fiber. The record is from RefSeq and is a predicted model, not a curated record. Gene Ontology annotation, biological process: regulation of blood circulation. The transcript has 9 exons.